Sporothrix brasiliensis 5110 is the source of this 1389-nucleotide messenger RNA. RefSeq lists its product as uncharacterized. The record is from RefSeq and is a predicted model, not a curated record. The coding region runs from base 1 to 1389 and encodes 462 amino acids. The transcript has a single exon. NCBI's taxonomy places the organism in Eukaryota, Fungi, Ascomycota, Sordariomycetes, Ophiostomatales, Ophiostomataceae.
AUGCCGUACCCAACGACUGCGCCAGCCCAGCGCGUGCCGGCCUGGAAACGGUUGGGCCUCAAGCUCAAAGGGUCGGACGGCAAUCCUGCCUCGCCCGCUGCCACGACUGCCGUACCACCACCACCGCCUCCUCCUUCGUCCUUCUCUGGCUCCACACGCCCGCCAUACCAAUCAUCGCCCUCCUCCUACUCCCAGACCAACACACCCAGCAAGCGGAAAGAGCCGCCUGCGUCGGCCCUCGCGUCGUCCGCCGCCAAACGCCAAAAGUCCGUCUCAUUCGCCGAGGGCGGCACCGCCAACAAGACGAACGGCGAGGCUGCACUCAAGAAAGCCAAGAAGGCCAAGAAGGCCAAAAAGAAGAAGGCCGCGCCCAAUCCGGCCAACAAGGAGCCGUCCAACCUCGACCGCGAACUCGAGUACCUGCAGCAGUGGAAGACGGCACGGGACGCGUGGAAGUUCAACAAGAACCACCAGACGCUGCUGAUCAAGUACGUUUUUGCGGGCGGCAGCAACAACGCGGGCAUUCCGACAUCGCACAUUGACAUCUUUUACGACUACAUCCGCUCGCUGCAAGGCGCCGUCCGGACACGGCUUCGCGACGAGGCGACCAGCAUUUGCAAGAUGGACGACGUGGCAGACAACACAAUAGAUGCGCCACGCACCAGCACUAGCACGUCAACAAAAGCGACAACGACAGCGGCGACAGGAGAGGCGACGCCGAAAAAGGCAAAGACGGAGGCCGAAGCGGCGGCCGAAGCCGAGUAUGCCAAGAUUGUGGCCGGCUUCCGGGACCAGGCCGCCAGUGGCGCCGUCAAUGGCAACGGCAAGCGGCUCCGGCGUCUCAGCGAGGUGGACUAUGUCCUUCGGUUUGCCGACCCGGUGCUGCAGAAGCGGCUGGUGCGGCGUAUUCGGGCUGAGAACGUUGCGAAUGAGCUGAGCAGUGAGGAGGACGGCGAGGCGGCGACCGCAGCAGCAGCAGCAGCAGCGUCAAUACCCAAGGCGGCGCAGUCUGGCUCUACCUCGGAUGUCCCGAGCGCCUCGUACCUGUCGUCGUCUUCAGCAACGACAUCCGGCGGCGACGACAAGCGUGUGAAGCUCAACGAUGGCUCGGCGCAGAAGCCGAAACGGAGCCGAAAGCAGCGCACGGCUGUUGACUCCAGCUCGGACGACUCGGACUCGGACUCAGACACGGACUCGGAUUCCGACUCGGGCGACGAUGGCGACGGUGCAAAGGUUGGAGGCGGCGCCGAUUCGCCGAGUGACACAUCCGACGACUCGUCCGACGAGAUGGUGCCUUUAUCCAUGGCGAAUGGUGCACAAACAUCAUCGUCUUCGUCAAGCAGCAGCUCACCGGCGUCUGCGUCUGAUUCUGACUCGGAUUCCGACUAG